CAUUGCAAUUUGUAUGGCUGUUAGGUAAACUGUUUAUCCCAAAGAAUUAAAUGCAUUGACCAAUAGCCAUAUGAGAGAGAAUUAGAAGCUAUGAGAGAGAGUUUAAAGGGAAAACCUUGCAAGCAGUGUGGGCCAAAACAAAGUUUUGUUUUCUUUGUGUGAAAUGCCAGGAAUCAGCUCUGCAAUCACAUGAAUAUGGCAACAACAAGAGAGGGCCAACUCUCUAUAUUUUAGCCCUAGAAUUGGAGCCCACCUCAAAUAUCUACAAUGUCUUCGCUUUCAAGGUCAGUCUCCCCAUAGGAGUUCUGUCUCUUCAGCUUCUACCCCCCAAAGCAUAAGCAUCCAGAGAGAGAGAGGCUGCGAGGAAAUAAAAUCCUGAUACGCCACCUCUGAGAGAGAGAGAGAGAGAGAGAGGUGUGAGGGAGAGAUUGGAAAGAAAAAUAGGGCUACCCCACAAAUCGUUCUCUACUUUACUCUUUUUUUAAUUUCACUCUAAGACAUCACACAGUGGAAACAGCUUGUGCACUGGAAUUGGGUUGUGGGUCUCUCUGGAUUUGGGCAUGAUUGGGUGAUUUGGCCAAAUGGGUGGCUGCGUGUCCCUCAGGAAACGCCAUGAUUCUUCCAUGAAGCUCCACAUCUCCAUGUCGAACAAUAACCAGAAGGUUCUCUUUCCAGUUGAUGGCAAUGAUUUUUUCAAUUCGAUGGACAGACGUGGAGAUUUCACGCCUUAUAGAGGCAGUUUUAGUCAUCCAAGCAGCAACCAAGCAACCCCUCGAACGAGUGCUGCUUCCUUGGCAGAUCAGGCAUCCAUUCCCAAACCUUCUGCUUCUCCUUUGGAGAAGAAGAAACUUUCAGACUUUUUCAGGGUGAAAUCAGAGAGUGAAAUUGUUGUUCCUGAAACCCCCUCACCAUUACAGCCUUCUCUUGCUAGUAACCUUAGUAAUGGCGAAAAACCACUAGAGAGUAUUAAAUCAACAUCUACUGAGAAAACUGAAUUUACAAACAUGACACCCCUCAGUGAGAGACAUGCUUCUUUAAAGGACCACAAAGAAGAGAAUGAGAAGAGAGUUAAGGCUAAGGCGAGCCAGUGUUGCUUGCCCAGCCUGGUUCGAAACGUUAGCUUUGGAGAGAAGAAGAAGCUGGCAAGCCCCAAUGGCCAGAUCAAAGGAUAGGAGCUGUAAUCAAUCUUAGAGAGAAUUUAUGAAAACUGGUUCAGUGGGGUGAUGGAGAAAGCCCUAACAUCAAGCUUGACGGUUACUUGAAACAGUAAGAUGGCUUUGGAAUCCACCCUGAGCAGUUAUAUUUUCUGUUGGAUAUUUUUCAUGUCAUGUUUUUUCAUAAAAAAUAGGAAUAUGGGCCUGUGCUAGGUGUUUCUUUAAGAAACUGUCUGCUGGAUGAUCGAAAGAAGAUGCAGACGUGGUUGCUUUUGUGAAAAUUAUAAUGUGUUUUCAGGAUAAAAAUAUCAUGUUUAGAGUUUUUGUUCAUUAAAUAGUACUGUGAAUGAUAUUCCAAUAAUAUACGGAAAAGAAAAUCUUUACGUAA
Messenger RNA from Amborella trichopoda, 1542 nucleotides. RefSeq lists its product as uncharacterized. NCBI's taxonomy places the organism in Eukaryota, Viridiplantae, Streptophyta, Magnoliopsida, Amborellales, Amborellaceae. The record is from RefSeq and is a predicted model, not a curated record.